CUGUGCUGGCUUCACCACACCUGACUGAUCGUCUCCUCUUCGGCUCUCUAAGACUCAGGUUCCCUAGACACUCAGCGAGAUGACAAGCAAACUGGAAAAAGCCUUGAAUGAGGUAAUCGAAGUGUACCACAAGUACUCUGAAAAAAAGCCCAACUCGGAUGAUUUCCUGCAGAAGCAUGAGUUCAAGCAGCUGCUAAAACAGCAUGCCAAGUCAUUUCUGGAGUGCACUCUCCCGCGCGGGAAGACAGAGGACGAAUACAUAGAAGAUCUGUUUAAGAAGGCCGACAAAAACAAAAAUGGACAUCUCCAUUUCGAAGAGUUCGUUACCACGCUGGGAAAAUUGGCCAUACAUGCUCAUGAUAUCUCACACGGGGCUUGUGAUGAAGGGUCUGGGAAGCCGGGUGACGGGCAUGGGCAUGGGCAUGGGCAUGGGCAUGGCCCCAAUUAACUUGGGCAUGAGCAUAAUUCUGGCCCCGCUGCUGGAAGCUCCUCUGGGCAUGGGUGUCAUGGCUGUGGCACUAACCCCAGCGAUGACCCUAACCACCGAAGUCAGGGAGACCUUUUGAGUUAAAACAAGACGAGAUUUUGCAAAUAUCGAAUGUAAUCAGAGAAUCUUUGCCUGUUUGGGCUGAUAAUGUAGCAAUAAAACUUGCC
This is a messenger RNA of Terrapene triunguis (Three-toed box turtle), 654 nucleotides long. RefSeq names its product protein S100-A7-like. Lineage: Eukaryota; Metazoa; Chordata; Testudines; Emydidae. The transcript is spliced from 3 exons. Bases 80 to 448 code for a protein of 122 amino acids. Gene Ontology annotation, molecular function: calcium ion binding; transition metal ion binding. The record is from RefSeq and is a predicted model, not a curated record.